Dovyalis caffra is the source of this 426-nucleotide messenger RNA. NCBI's taxonomy places the organism in Eukaryota, Viridiplantae, Streptophyta, Magnoliopsida, Malpighiales, Salicaceae. The record is from the annotation of a GenBank genome assembly.
AUGGGAACAAGCAUGAAUGGAAGCUGGAAAUUGGGAAACAAGAUGACAGCACUUGUCGUGGAUGAUGAUUCAAUCAACCAAACUAUUCACCACAGACUGCUGGAAAAACUUGGAAUAGAAAACCAGGUGGCCAGAAAUGGGAAGGAAGCUAUUGAUAUUCAUUGUUCAGGAAAAAAGUUCGAUCUCAUUCUGAUGGAUAGAGACAUGCCUAUUAUGAAUGGCAUUGAGGCAACAAGGAAACUCCGUGCUAUGGGCAUACGUAGCCUGAUUGCCGGGGUAUCAACACGUUCCCUGAAACAAGAAAUACAAGAAUUUAUGGAAGCUGGACUAGAUGAUUACCAGGAGAAGCCUUUGACAAGUGCUAAGAUCAUCUCCAUCCUCCAUAAGAUCGAUCACAGCGGCUCAAUUUCAUUGACUAGGACAUAA